This is a messenger RNA of Drosophila busckii, 10867 nucleotides long. It is a transcript of the gene pcx, whose product is annotated as protein pecanex. The record is from RefSeq and is a predicted model, not a curated record. NCBI's taxonomy places the organism in Eukaryota, Metazoa, Arthropoda, Insecta, Diptera, Drosophilidae. Gene Ontology annotation, biological process: endoplasmic reticulum organization. Gene Ontology annotation, cellular component: endoplasmic reticulum; membrane.
GGAAAGCAUAUGAAACGAGGAGUGAGUGUUACUUUGCAAAAAAGAGAAAAAAGAAGAACAAAACCCCAAAUAAAGAAAAGUUCAAAUAAAUUGCUUAAACGAUGCAGAUCAUGUUUUGAUAUCAACAACAAUGACAACUCUCGCAUCAAAGAGAAAACGGAGAAACCAUCACGUUCCAACUGUGACUGCGGUGCAAGUGCAACUGCAUCCACGAAGUCACCAGCAGAAGCAGAAGCAGCAGCAACACCAAAAGCAACAUCAGCAGAAGCAGCUAAAUCGAAAUCGAUGUGAAUUUGAGUCGUAAUCUCAAAUCACUCCGAGUGCAAGUGUUGACAGCAAGUGCAUGAAAUCUGCAAUAUACAGUUACAAAUUUCAGCACCAACGCCUUGUUUCUUUUUGUUCUUGUUGUUGUGGUUAUUAUUAUUUUUUUUCUCCGACUAUUAUUUUGUUUUCGUUUCGUGCAACUCAAUCGCCAAUCGCAGCAACAGCAGCUUCAACCUCAACCUCGAGUUUGUGCCAAUUUAUUUACAACAACAUUUUGCCCCGAAGGCGCCAACGAUUGCUCUGGAAGUUCAACUUCCAUACGCUGGCCUUGUUAUAAUUUUUUCGCUUAAAUCGUAUUGUUGGUGUUGUGUUACUGUAUGAGUAACUGAGAGGGGGCAAACGUUUUAAGCGUUGCGGGCAAGAUCCGUUGAUUCCUACUGGAGUGACGUGUCGUGGGGGCGUCGAUAGCGAUGCAGUAUAGGCCACCAUGGGUUCACAGACCUUGGAGAUACUGCGCCAAGGCGUGUGGGCCUCACUGACCGGCGGCUACUUCUACGAUCCGCAUCAGGGUGUCUUCUGCAACGUGGUGCAUCUCUACCUCUGGCUCUACCUGCUCUGCUCGCCCUUCAUUGCCUACUUGUACUUUCCCAGCACCUGGUUAACAUGGUGCCUGUACUGCGUGCUCACCAGCAGCACUGUGCUGCUGGUCAAGCUAGUCAAUCUGGCACUACAUCGACUCUACGAUCGCGCACAGACCAUGUCCGAGGUAAACCUAAAAAGCCAAUUUUUCAAAGUAACCAAGGAGACAGAAGCACGCGAACGCGACGAAGAGCAUGGCAUUGAAAUGAAAGUAAUGCGUGCCGCGGGCGGCGGUUCGCGUCUAUCCGUGGAGCAUCCUAUCAAUGAGGCCAGCGAGGAGAACAGCAUCAUGUCCAUUGACAAUGUCAACAGCAUUAUUGAAGAUCUCAAGGUUGACGUACAUCGCAAAAACAGCUCCGAGUCCAUAGAGCUAAUGUUCUAUGCGCCCUCCAUGCUUUCGACCAGCAGUCAGCAGGAUCAGCAGUCUUUAGCCGGCUCAGCCAGCGUCAGCAAAUCCCUACGCUCCAGCAUUGCAGCUGCGGCGCAACAAAACAUGUCCGCCAAUGAGCUCUUCAGCAAAUACCUCACUGUUUAUCCGGAAGUGGUGGAGGGCACUCAAAGCAGUGCCAACAGUGCUGACGGCGGCGCCAGUAGCAGCGGUGCCGACAGCCAUCGUACCAUACAGCAGCCACCAGCCACAGCAACAUCAGCAGCAGCAAUGGCGGCCGCACGCAGUGGCCAUUUGUCACGCAAAUGCUCCGAAGUAUUUAGCAGCCGGCGUCGUCGUCGUCUGGAGCGCCAAAGCAGCCUGGACGCGGGCGCUGGCAUUGGCGCCGAGUCCACAUUUAGUGCCAAGUUGAUGCGCAAUCAAUCCGAUACCAUUGCCACCAAUAACUCAGCCCUAGCGGCGCCCAGUUUCCUACACACAAAAGCCGUGCGUGGUCAAGCCAAUGCGCGUCAGCAUUUUAUAGCCGCUGCCACAGCCAACAAUGAAGCAGCUGCAAAUACGUCUUCCUCUGCUGCCGCCGCCGCCGCCGUCGCCGCAGCUGCUGCUGCCACGCAAAUUAGCAAACGUGGCUUACGCCUGACGCGUCAUCGCAGCUCCGAGACGCAUGAAGAACGCACCAAGCACCAAAGCCGCGUCAGCUUGUUCCAUCUCCAGCAACAACAGCAGCAGCAGCAACAAGAGCGACAGCUGCAGCAGCAACAGCAACAAAAGCAGCACAGCAUUGGCAGCGGCGUCAAUGAUGUGGACGACAUGGAACUGGGCCUGGCCAACGAUGCCUGCAAUCGUGCACUGCAAUCCUGGAUACUGGACUCCUCAUCGGAUGUGUAUCUGGAGGAUGAUAGCUAUACCAAAUCCGAUCUAGGCAUUGAGCAGCAGCCACAUGCGGCGCCAUUUCGAGCGCAACAUCAUCACCACCACCACCACCAUCAUCACCAUCAGCUGCAUCACCCACACCAUGGCAUGCAUCAUCAGCUGGGCGUGGGCGCCAUACGCAAGGAGCCCCCAAGCAGCACCAUGUCCGCCUUGCAGCUGUGCGCCUCCAGCACGGCACUUCGCGAGCAGCUGAGCGAGCUAGCUGGAGCAGGUGCUGCUGUUGCUGCUGCUGCAGGUGUGGGCGGUGGCGGAGCACGCAGCAGUGCAGCGGGCAUUAAGCGACGACGACAUUCCAAUGCCACCAGCUAUCAUAAGGCACAGAGCGGCUCCAAAUCCACGAUGCUUGUUAGCUCAGGUAACUCGGCCGGCGGUGUGCGUCGCAUAAAGAGCGCCGCCUUGGAGGUGCUCUGUCCGCAGCCUUCAGUUUCCAAUCUUAGUCCGCAUCCCAACAGCGUGGAGGCUAUAAGCGGCCAGCAGCAGCUGCGCAAUCCGCUGCCCCCGCCAAGCAAGAGUCUUGUGCGCAAUCAGCAUCUGAAUCUAUUUCCAGCGCGUCUGGUGGAUCAGCAAUAUGCCGAGAGUGGCGGAUCCGGUGGCGGUGGUGGCAGCAGCUGCAGCAGCGUCAUCUUUGGCAGCGCCAGCGCUUGCGGUUCUACCACAGCGCUCAUCGAUCCACCUGUCUAUCCCAUAGUGGAGCAGCUGGAUGAGAAGACCAGCGAUGAUUCGGCCACGGCGCAAGUGGAACCAACCGCUGGCCCUGCCCCCGCCACUGCCAAUGGCAAUGAAGACGACGAUGAUGAGCUGGACGAUGUGCCGCUGCGUCGACGCACCCGCGCCCUCGGCUGCAGUCAGACGCAUCACAGUGCAGAAUCGGAUGUAGGUGGCAUUUUGGCAGACGACGAUGACGAUGUGUUCAAGGACUUUGAUGAUAACCUGGAGCAUAUACUCAGUGUAAUGGAGCACACGCAAAAUCAAUUGGAUGACAUACUCAAGGGACAGGAGCUAAGCGCAGCAGCAGCAGCAGCAGCGGCGGCGGCGGCAACAGCAGCCAGCGAGCACAGCACGCCAGCUGUGGGGCCAGCAGCCACCUCAGAUGAUGAGGAGACGGACAAUAAUACGGGCUCACGUUCGCCGCUGCUCAGCAAUCGCCAGCAGCAGCAGCAAAGUCUGCGUGAGCUGGCUGCGGAGCAGGCGCUGCGUCAUGAGUUGUCCCACCCUGCGCUGCAGCGAGAGCAACAGCAGCGGGAGCAGCCAGUGGCAGUGGCAGCGGCAGCACCCACUCAAAGUCGCAGUCAGUUAAUACGCAGCGAAGCAGACUCCGGAUGUCCCUCCAGUGAUUGUGAGCAGAUCAGCGCCAGCAGCAAGGAUCAACUGCUGGCCGGCAUGGAGCCGCCGCAAGCAUUGAUGCUGCAACCCCUGCCAGCGCCAGCGGCGCAUCCAGACGAGGAGCAGCCGUGCACUUCGCGCAUGGCAGCGCGCAGUUUGGGCGCCAUACCCAAGGUGGUCAAGUACCGUGAGGUGGACGAGCUGCGUUGUCGACACAACAAUCACAAUCACAACAACAACAACAACAACAUCAUCAGCAGCAGCAGCAUCAACAAUAACAACAACAACAACAGCAGUAGCAAUAACAACAACAACACCAACAGUGAGUUGGCGCUGCUGAAGACACAAGCAAAGCUCAAUCUACAGCGCAGCGCCAACUCCUCGUCAUCGAACUCCACGCAAAGCAUAAGUCCCACUGAAAGCCUGACGGCAGACAUCCACAAAAUGCUGUGGCUAAUGCAUGGCGGAGCAGUGGACGACCGUGGUCGUCCCAUAGCCGGCAUCGCCAACGACGGCACACCCAUACCCGCCAAUCCCAGCGUGGUGCCGCCGAAUAUGUCCAACGCGCACUUUCAGUUCUACCAGGAUGCCAUACAGGCCAUGCAAGGCAGCUACCCCUCGCCCAGCUCCGUGGAGCACAUGCGACACAUAGAGCGCGCCCUGACGCGCGACAAGCUGCGCCUGGAGGCCAAGGUGGUCUGCGAGCAGCUGGCCGAGGCGGCCCAGCUGCAGGUGCCCACAUCAGCCACCAGCCGCGCCAUGGCCGCCCAAUCUGCCACAGCAGCAGCUCAGCUGUCACUGCAGGGCAUCUUCAAUGCCAUGCGCAGCGAGCAGCAGGCGGCGCGCCAGACGGCGCUGCAGCAGCAGCUGAAUGAAGCCGCCGCGGCGGCCAACAGCGAUCCGCUGGUGUCCGCGGCCAUUGCCGCUGCGGCCGCCAACAGCCAACAGCGGCUGAGCCAGCCCAUGCUCAAUGUGGAUGGCCACUUUGCGCCCUACUGUGAUUACUGGCGUCCAGCCUGCCUGCUGGCCGCGGAGAAGCCGGUGGCGCCGAAGAGCUACUACAAGUACCGCUUCAAAUGGUGCGGGCACGAGCAUGAGUUCAAAAUCGCCAUGGACAGGCUGGAGCUACUGGCGCUGUUCGAUCGCGACCUGCACUGGAUGCACGUGCUCUUCGCGGGCGUCCUCUGCACCCUGGUGGCCUGCCUGGGAGCCGCCAUUCUGCAGCACAACUACUACAAGGAUUUGUGCGUGCUGCUCUUCUGCGCCGUCAUCGGCGGCGCCCAGUACUCGCUCAUCAAGAGCGUCCAGCCGGACGCCUCCUCGCCCGUGCAUGGCUUCAACAAGACGGUGGCCUACUCGCGCGCCAUUUACUUCUGCCUCGCGGGCGGGCUGCUGCUGCUCCUGAAGCGGCUGGAGGUCAACUACGCAACCGCCGGGCAACCGCCGGGCAUGUUGACCUUCUUCGGCGUGCGCUACUCCCCCGCCGCCCUGGUCUCGCUCCUGCUGCAGGCGCUCUACAUCCUGCUGCUCUGCUUCCCCCUGGUCUUCUCCAUCGGCCUGUGCCCGCAGAUCAACACGUUUCUCAUGUACCUGCUCGAGCAGCUGGACAUGCACGUCUUUGGCGGCAAUGCAGCGAGCAGCCUCCUGGGUGGCUUCCUCUGUCUGGUGCGCUCUGUGCUGGCGGUCAUGCUGCUCUACGGACCGCUCUAUGCCGCGCUGGACGAGCGUCGUGGCACCCAGUACAUCCUAUUCAGCAUAUUCUGCGCAAUGCUCAUACCGCUCGGCUAUCAUCUGUCGCGCUCCGCCAGCGACUUCAGUCAUCUGUGGCGGCUCAUCAAGACCUGCAUUGUGAGCACCUAUCGCGACGAUGAGGAGGAGGAGUUGAAGCAGCUCCAACUCCAACUCCAACAGAGCAAGCGCAAGCCGGCCGAGCUGCAGAAGCAGCCGUCACAGCGCAGCAGCAGCAAACGCUCGGCACAGGCCACACCUUUGGCGAACAGAGCGUCCAGAUUGGCUGCUGGUAGUCAGGAGCACGUAGAGAUCAGCAACGAGCAGCCUGCUCAGCAACAGCAGCAGCGGCAGCAGGAGGAGGAACCUGAGGCACAGCUGGAGCUUCAGCAGGCCAAGUCCAAGGCCUCCUCACUGGGCAGCAGUCAAACGCUGGGCAAAGGCAAACGCAUUAUGACCGCCUCCAGCUCGUACGCCUCCAUUGGAGGUGAGGAGUGUGGCGCCGUGGAGCUGCCUAGCAGCGAGGAUGCCAAGCUGACGCGCAGUCAGGAGCAGCUAUAUGAUGAGUCCAAGACUGCAGCAGAGCUGCCGCUGGAUGCGCAGGAUGACAAAGUUAGCAGCUCCUCCACCACCAACCCGGGCGAUAUGUCCACGCUCACCGCCGGCGCGAACACAGCCAACACAGAUGGCGAAGCCAAUGGCCACGACGGCCUCGACAUUGGCGAACUGCCCACCGCCAGCGGCGACGACCGCCAAGACCCCGCCAACGAUCUGCCCGAUCCACUGCCGCGCAAGCUGCAGGCCACGGUAACCACACGGCUGAAAAACGAUUUCGUCGUCAUGACCCUUCUGGGCGUCAGUGUGCUGGUGCUGCACUGCAGCACAGUCUUCACCGUGCUCCAGCCGGAUCUCAAUGUGGUGCUCUACGCCUUCAUUGGCACCCUCGGCGUCCUUCUGCACUACGCCGUGCCCCAGAUGCGCAAGCAUAUGCCCUGGCUCUGCUUUGCCCGUCCGCUGCUGCGCCAGAAGGAGUUCGGCCAGUUCGAGGUGCUCAACGCCCCGCAGAUCAUGUGGUUCGAGAAGUUCUACAUCUAUCUGAGCGUCCUCGAGCGCAAUGUGCUCUUUCCCCUGCUCGCCAUCUCCUCCCUGACUGCGGACGCCCAACAGAUUGCGGACAAGUUCGGAGUGCCCUGGGGCACGCUCAUCGUGGCCAUUUGCGCGCUCAAAUUCGUACGCAAUGCGUAUUCGGAUCCAACAAAUCAGUACCUGAUCAUUAUAUUCACCGUAUUGCUUUUCCGCAUUGACUUUGCCAUGGCCUCGGAAUGCUUCAUCGUUGACUAUUUCUUCGUAUCGCUGGCAUUCCGCAAAUGCUGUGAUUUUCUGCUAAAGUUGCAAUUCAUCGUGACGUAUAUAGCGCCGUGGCAAAUCACGUGGGGCUCCGCAUUCCACGCGUUUGCGCAACCCUUCAGCGUUCCCCACUCGGCCAUGCUGUUCCUGCAGGCUGGCAUCUCGGCACUGCUGUCGACGCCGCUGAAUCCAUUCCUGGGCAGCGCUAUAUUCCUCACCUCGUAUGUGCGUCCGGUCAAGUUCUGGGAGCGGGACUACAACACUCGCCGCAUCGAUCACUCCAAUACGCGGCUGAGCUCACAGCUGGAGCGGGACUUGGGCGCCGACGACAACAAUCUCAACAGCAUAUUCUAUGAGCAUUUGACGCGCUCCCUGCAGCACUCACUGUGCGGUGAUCUGCUCAUGGGACGCUGGGGCAAUGUGAAUCAGGGCGAUUGUUUUGUGCUUGCCUCGGAUGAUCUCAAUUGCCUGGUGCACAUCAUAGAGCUGGGCAAUGGCCUGUGCACAUUCCAAAUGCGUGGCCUCGAGUUCCGCGGCACCUACUGCCAGCAGCGUGAGGUGGAGGCCAUCACCGAGGAUGUGGAGGACAACGAUGGGUGCUGUUGCUGCGACCCAGGACAUCUGCCGCGUCUUCUCAGCGCCAACGCCAUGUUCUCCACCCGCUGGCUGGCCUGGCAAGUGGUUGCCGCCCAGUACGUCAUCGAGGGCUACUCCAUAUCAGAUAAUCUGGCCAGCGCUACGUUGCAGGUGUUUGAGUAUCGCAAGGUGCUCAUCACCUACUACAUCAAGAGCAUCAUCUACUAUGUGGUCAGGAAUCCCAAGCUGGAGCAAUGGCUUGCCUCGGGUCCCAUACAGGAAGCCUUGCAGCACACGCUCUCACGUCAGUUUGUCGAUCUGGAUCCCAUCUUCAAUUUCAAUCUGGAUGAGGACUUUGAUUUUCGUGCUGUGGGCAUCACACGCGCCAGCUUCUGUUAUGUCUAUCUAAAGUGGAUCAACUACUGUGUGGACAAGCGCAAGGAGGCGCAGGGUGUAGUCACCAAGGACCAAGGCCCAUCCCCACCAGCAUCAGCAGCAGCAGCAACAACAGGAGCGGCCGGAUCGGCAGCAGCAGCGCCGAUGGCAACAGCAGCUGCCAGCACGGUCAAUUCGAACUCGAACACGAACACUCCAGGGCACAACGAUUCGAAGAGCACGCCCAAUCUGUCCACCCACAAUGCCAACAGUACGCCGCAGUCCAAGUCGCAGUCGCAGCAGCAACUGCGCAGCGUGCAGCGGCCGCAGAAGAGCGCCACCAUGAGCGGCAGCUCAGCGCCCGUGGCACAGUUGCCCGAGAGCGGAGAGCAGCUGAGCAGCUCGCACAGCUUUGCGAACAUCUCGCGGCAGACGUCGGAGAGCGCGCCGGGAUUGGGCGGCUAUGUGGCCUAUGUCGAUCAGAAUGUGUUCGUCAAGCUGGCGAAGACCGCGCCCACAGGCAAGACGCUGCGCAAGGAGGACUCACCCCGCACACAGCCACCCGGCCCCGGACCCGGACCGGGCCCCAGCAUGAUUGUCCCCGAGGGCAGCAAUCUAACCACCAUCCUGCCCAAGUCAGACUUUCCCAUCAAAGAGCACCGGCCGGCGUUGAAGGUGAAGGUGGGCAGCGUGUCCAAGGAUGCGCCGCUGGUUUCGCUCUGCCUGGCCCUGGGCCUGCUUGCGCGCCGCUCCUUGGCCACCGCCUCGCACAGUUCGCUGACGGGCGUGGAGUUCUUCCUGCAUGGUCUGCACGCCCUCUUCAAGGGCGACUUUCGGAUCACUUCGCCACGUGACGAGUGGGUCUUUGCGGACAUGGAGCUGCUGCAUUCGGUGGUGGCGCCUGCCGUCAAAAUGGCCCUCAAGCUGCAGCAGGAUCACAUUACCAACCCGGAUGAGUUCCUCGAUCCCAACGCCCUGUACGACGCCAUCGACAGCUGCUCCAAGGAGCUAGUCAUCUCCCACGAGGCGGAUCCCGUCUGGCGCAGCGCUGUGCUCCGUGGCGCGCCCAAUUUGCUGGCGCUGCGCCACGUUAUGGAGGAUGGCUCCGAUGAGUACCGCAUCAUACGGCUGACCAAGCGCUUCCUCAGCUUCCGCGUCAUCAAGCUCAACCGCGAGUGCGUGCGUGGCCUCUGGGCCGGGCAGCAGCAGGAGCUCAUCUAUCUGCGCAACCGCAAUCCGGAGCGCGGCAGCAUCCAGAACGCCAAGCAGGCGCUGCGCAACAUCAUCAACUCGAGCUGCGACCAGCCCAUAGGCUACCCCAUCUAUGUCUCCCCGCUGACCACAUCCUAUGCGGACACCAAUGCCCAGCUCUGCCAGGUCAUAGGUGGCGCCAUCACGCUGGACACCAUUCGCCAGACGCUGCUGGAUUGGUGGCAACGCAUACGGGAGCGCUGUCGCCAGGGCUGCAGCUCCGGCUCGGCCAUGGAAGCUUCCCUCCAGCUCGGCGGCCCCUGUAACUUUGGCAGCGGCGGCAGCGUCGUGGGCGCGGGAAGCACAGUGGCCGUUGUGCCGCCAGCUGCCAGCGCUGUGGGCGCGCCGGCCCUGACGGGCAGCAUUGGCGGCAGCGCCAGCGCGCCAGGCACCACCAGCAGCACGGGCGGCGAGUCCGGCGAACUGGGUCCGGUGUUUAUAUCGGCGCCACUCUACAACACGCUCACCGUCAACAGCUACUACGGCGUGCGGUCCGGCGCAGUGGGCGGCAAUCUGGGUGGCAGCUAUGUCAGCGACACUUUGGCGGUGGUGCGCGGCGGUCUGGCUGUGAUGCCCGUCAAGCCCACGUCCACCACUCUCAUUGCGGGCCUGCUGAAUCGCGAGCGUGAUCAAGAGGUCGCCUCGGGCUCCACCCUGCGGGCCAGCAGCAGCGGUCCACGUGGUCGCAGCCAACUGCAGAGCAGCGCGCGUCGCGCCACUUUGCCCAUUGCCAGCAGUGCCGCCGCCGAGUCGCUGCCGUCCAAGGAGGCGGCGCAGGCACGCGCCGAGCCGAGCUCCGAGCAGGAGCCCAGUGCCCGCACCGCCACCACCAGCAAGCUGUCCUCCUCCUCUGGCAGCCUGGGCCUAGGCCUGGGCAUAGGCAACAUCAUCACCACUCCGGGCGACUAUCCGCGCAAGACCAAGGGACCCAUCUGCCUAAUGAGCAGUGAGGCCUCGGCCACCUCGGCGGUGGCCUCAGCCGCUGCUGCAGCCAGUGCCGCGGCGACGACGCCACGCAAACCACGCAUCGACAUCUACCGAAAGGUCAUCAUUGUGGAUGAUACGGGCAUCUACGACUGUCUGGAUAUCAUAGACGCCGUUGUAUGGCCGGCGGAUCACAUGCGCGCCAAUGGCGGUCGAUUGAGCUGGAAGGACUGGGAGCCCACCGCCGGCAUGGUGGGCCAUGUGGUGCAUGUGUGGGUGCCCAAUCACAAGGACAAGGUCUUUCGCUCCCAUGUCAAUCGCUGUGUCUAUCUCAUUGAGAUUGGUGAGCACUAUGUGCCCGUGGAGGAGCUGGGACUGCGCGAAUACAAUCAGAUUCUGGGCAGCAGCAGCGAGGAGAUGGCCAACUCGCGUCGCAGCUCCAUCCAACGGGACUUCCAUGAGUACAACAUGCAGCUCAAGCUGGCUGGCAUUCCCACGCUGGGGGGCAAGCCGCAUCAGGCCAAGAUACGUGCGGUCAGCAGCAGCAGCUCCGAGGAUGAGGAGGUGCCCCAGGAUACAGAGCAGCUGGAGGCGGAGCUGCAGGCGGAAAUUGAGGGUGCCAUGGCGCUGCCGCCAGGCGCUGCCAUGCCGGGCAUAGAUCUCAUGAACUUCAAUACGCUGCUCAACAUGUGGAAGCUUAUAGCCGACAAGAAGAAGCAGGCCAUAAACAUUAACGCUGCCGAGCCCUUUCCAGGCUUCGACUAUACGGGUGAUCUGCCUCCGGAGCUGAUGCGUCAGCUGGAGGAGACGCAACGUGAACAGCAGCAGGAGCUGCAGGCAGAGCAGGAGGAGCAGCUGCGCCUACAGCUCGAGCAACGCGAGCGUGAGGAUGUGGCUGAAGGCGAGGCGCGAGCAUUGUCCGCUGCGCUGGAGCCAGCAGCAGGUAUCACCACGCCGCCCUCCAUAGAGGAGCUUUCCCUAGAGGGCAGCAGUCUCACGCCCGCAAGCUCGCCCAAGACAACAACGCCGCCACCACCACCACCACCACCACCGCCGCCGCCGCUGCUGCCACUAAUCCGUCCACCACAUGCCAACGCAGAAGUCUCGUGGUGGUCAUAG